Messenger RNA from Dioscorea cayenensis subsp. rotundata (Guinea yam), 1373 nucleotides. RefSeq lists its product as uncharacterized. NCBI's taxonomy places the organism in Eukaryota, Viridiplantae, Streptophyta, Magnoliopsida, Dioscoreales, Dioscoreaceae. The record is from RefSeq and is a predicted model, not a curated record. Bases 65 to 1033 code for a protein of 322 amino acids. The transcript has 6 exons.
CCUAAAAAGGGGGAAAAAGCUUCAAUCUUUGAGCUCGCGAGUCGGAUCGUUCUCCAGCUCGGCAAUGGCGGGCAUAGCCCUCGUUCUCAAUCUUGCCAAGAAGAACUCGGCCGUGCACGCCCAACCCGUCCACGCGCACCACCUCUUCUCCGCCACCCUCGCCGUCUCCGCUGCGGCCGCCUCCGCCGCUGCCUCUUGGCCUUUUGCAUCCCGUUCCAUCUUCGGAAAUGGAGGAAUUCCUAUUGCCUAUUGUGAUGCUGGUGCAGCAUUGAGUGAUAGUUACAUCCCUAAUAUACCCACUGAAGAGUUAUUGUCUAGCUCUGUAACAUAUAGACCAAAGGAAUACCCUGUGGAACUGAAAUCCUUGACUUCUGCUUUUGGGUUGAAGUCACUUGCAUUGACAUCAGUGAGGUCCUUCUUGUUAUUUUAUUUACCACUGUUGGAACCUCACCCACCUGUAGAAGGGGACAACGAUGAUCUUGAAGACCCUCCAGAGAACAAAUCUGUUGAUUUGGUUACUCCCUUCAAGAAAUCAGUGAAACAAAUAGCCCGUGAGACUACUGUUGUAACGGUUAGAAGGGUGCUGGAAAGACUUGCUGUCCACUAUGUUUCUCAAAGAAUGGCAUGGAAACUUCUUAAAGAUGUUCCAAGGUCGGCCAAACGGAAGGCUGCAAGGGACAUUAGUACUCCCUGUUUUGUUUUCAGUGUCAGCAGAACGACUUUUAGAGGACAUAUGUUAGGUGUGGCAGCCUCAUGGAUUGUCCAGAUAGGAGUUGACGCCUACCGAUGUUUUAUCCGGAAAUCAGAAGAUGAUCCACUUGCUGAUAAAAAUGAAAAAAUCAGGUUGUUUGGGAAAAAGGUAUAUGCAACAACAAUAAAGUGCACUGCAUCACUGGUUUUUGCAUCGAUCGGUGCAGGAAUCUGUGCUCUUAUUCAUCCUUCAACCGGACAGUGGGUUGGCUGUGCUCUUGGGGAUUUUGCUGGACCAGUCAUUGCAAUCAUAUGUUUCGAAAAGCUUCAUUUGGAAAUUUGAUGCUCCAUUGCAGAAUCUUUUGGAAAUUUUGCAAACUCCGGCCGCUUGUUUUGCCGUUCCUGAUAUUAGUUAUGGCCUUUUCUGGGAAAGAACAAUAUGGAGCCCAAGCAUAGUCUGGCAUGAUCAAAUAACCAGUUUUGUGUUCCAGUGAUGAUCAUUAAGCAAAGAUGGUAUCAUUCUAUAGUUCAUUCUCAUUUUAAUUCAUAAAUGCAUUUAAGAUUCAUCACAACUGAUUUAGUAGUGGUACCAUUAAGUAAUGGAUUUAUGUGUGUAAUAUGCAUUGACCAUCCAACUCCUUUUAUCUUUUUUUUUAUAAAAAGAUACUUACCAUUUCUUGUUC